Cuscuta europaea is the source of this 3889-nucleotide messenger RNA. The record is from the annotation of a GenBank genome assembly. Lineage: Eukaryota; Viridiplantae; Streptophyta; Magnoliopsida; Solanales; Convolvulaceae.
UAAAUUCUAAAUCGUAACUCAGAAAAACCAGCACACCUCACUUCAAAAAAUACCUCACCUAGCAAGCCCUUAGUUCAUCCGUAAGAUAUAGGAUGUUUUUAUUUGGAAUAUUUUCAAUUUCACACCAGAUCAGGUCAGAUCGGACUUGAAUAGUUACAAAAUACACAAAGAUCAGACAUCUACUAGACCACAUCAAAUUAAACCAUAAAAAUUCAGUCCAAUUAAAAACAACCAUAAACACAAUCAUCCACAAAACCAUAAUUAGUGGCAAAUUUUAAAAUUUCACCAUAUUUUAUAUGACUUAAAAAUAUUUAUACAUAUAGAUAUAGGGAGCGGUUCCAGUGCGAAAGGAUUUUCAAGAGAAAAAUGAGAAUGAAUCUGAAUCGUUGGAUUGUACUAUGUGAAACUCAAUUGUGCGUUUGUGAAACUAAAUGUGCAAUCAGAUGAAAUUGAAAUGUGCAUGAUAAAUUGUAAAAUUCAAUUGUGCAUUAAAUAAAGUUGAAAUGUACAGAAUAAGACACAUAAAUGGUGCAAAACAUAAUUCUAAAUCGUACAUUUUAUUUUACACAUUUCAGUUUCACCCAAUGCACAAUUGAACUUCACAUAAUGUCAUUGUAUCAUACUCUUUGUGUUGCAUAUUUCAAUUUCACCUAAUGCACAUUUCAGUUUCAACUAGUACACAUUAAAUUUCAUACAAUACAAUCUAACGACCUAGAUUCAUUCUCAUUUCUCCUAUGUGAUACUACUAGAAUUUUACUUAUUUGGUGCUACCUAAUUGAUGCGAUUCUUAGUUAAAACGAACAAAAUACUCAAAAUUUAUAACUAUUUGUCGCGGUCGUGGCAUGACCGCAUAAAAAAGUAAAAAUUUUAACUUUUUGCUAGUAUCUCGUAAUUUUUUUUUUUUACUUUUUUGGUGCGAGUAAAGUGAACUGCAAUCACUAAUAUAGAAAAUCGCACUUAUUUACUGCAGUCGUGCAUGGUGGCGCAGCAAAUACUCAGAAAUCCGGCGAACAGAUCUUCCUCCUUCGCUCAAAACAGAUCUACCAGCGCACAAAACCCCAGCCCCCUCCUGGAUACCAGCGCCGCUGCUCGCCUAACCCUCAGCCGUAGAGCAUAGCCUCCGCCGCAGGUCCUCGACGCAGCCGCCGCAGGAAGAAGCCGCACGAAGUCGAGUCAUCCCGCAGCCCAAGAACGCCCUCUUCGGCCGGCGUAGCUCCCUGCCGAGCUCCUCCCCGACGACGGCGCAAGACACCAGUUCACCCGCCAACUUCAUCUUCUCUACAAGACUACAACUCAGUGUUAUCUUUUUAUUAAGGUUUGAUAAUGUUCACAGCUGCUCAAUUGAUAGUAGGCUGAGUGGGAAUAGGCAAGCCAGUGCAUUGAUAAUUGGGAAAAAAAAUUAAGCACCAAUAUCUAGAUGCCUCCCGAAAACCAUAUCAACCGAAAGCCAUAAUGGCAGACUUAAAUCGGAAAUUGAGAGUCAAUGUGAAUUACAAGAAAGCAUGGAGAGCUAAGGAAAAGGCUUGACAUCAAUAUCAGGAACUGAUAAAGAGUCAUACAUGAAAUUGUCGAUUUUAUGUCAUAUGAAGGACGAAAAAACUCAGGAUCUAUUAUAUCUCUCAAUUCUGAUUCUCAGAAUAAUCAAGAACUUGUUUAUGUCAUUGGGAGCAAGUAGACAAGGGUGGCUUGCUUGUAGGCCAAUACUUAGUGUAGAUGGAUCAUUUUUAAAAGCAAAAUAUCGUGGGACAAUAUUUUCUGCAUGGGCUCUUGAUGCAAACCGACAUUUGUUUCCAAUAGCAUUUGGAGUCUGUGAAAAGGAGAACAAAGAAUCAUGGUUGUGGUUCUUUACGAAACUUAAAGCAUCGAUUGGAUAAAGAGAAGAAAUGUGCUUUGUAUCAGAUAGAAACGAAGGUCUUAUUAGUGAUGUGAAAGAGGAAUAUCCUGGUGCUCAUCAUGGGUAUUGUGUGCAACACAUACUUGGAAAUAUAACUUCAAAGCUAGGUGAGAAAAAGAAAAAUAUAAAGUUUUUCAAUGCUACUGCUAGGUCAGCAACAAGCAGAAAGUAUGAAUACUUUAUGAAGUUACUGGACUCCGAAAACCCAAGGAUUCGACAAUAUCUAGCUGAAAUCGAUUUUGAAAAAUGGGCUAGGUGUAAAAUGACAAGAAGGAGGUACUCAAUAGUGACAUCCAAUAAUGCAGAGUCCCUCAAUAAUGUUGAUGUCACUGCUAGGGAGCACCCGAUAUCCAUUUUGGUUGAGUUUAUGAGGCUAAAAUUGCAAACAUGGUUUCAUGACAGAAGAAAAGAAGCCACAGGAAAUGCAGCAACUUUAUCCCCAGAAGCGGAAGCUGUGUUGUAAAUUUGCUAAGAGAUUCUGCUGGCAUGAUUGUGAGUAAAACUUUAUUAAUAGGGUGUAUAUAAUAAUUUGGAAAAGGUAUAUGUUUAAAAAAGGUAUAAAAGCUUAUAAUAUUGAUCUUUUGAAUUCCAGUUACAUUGUUUUUAUGUCAGUGAAGUGUAUUGUGAUUUAUUAUUGUUAAAAUUAUAUUUCAUUCAUAUAUAAUCAGUUAUAUGAUUGUUUUGUAUUUAUUACAGGUAAGACCAAGCACUAUUUUUAAGUAUGAAAUGAUAGAUCAAAGGUGUAGGGCAUUUGUGGUUGGCCUUGAGUCCAGAGAAUGUACUUGUAAAGAGUUUCAAUUAGAGGACUUCGUGUGUGCUCAUGCAGUGACAUCCAUUAGGUCAAGGAGUGGAUUAUCUUGCUAUGACCACAUUUCAACAUAUUACAAGAAUAACACAUGGUUGAAAGCUUAUGCAGGAGUCAUAGAACCACUAGUAGGUGAGUAUUGUGAAGUAGAUGUCCCUAGUGAAGUAAGAAAUCAGAUUAUUUACCCACAAAUAUCAAAGAAAUGGUGAGCUGGAAGACCAAAGAAUAUAAGGAUUCCUUCGAUUGGUGAGUUUGUUAGACGGUAAAGGUAUGGAAGAUGUAAACAAAAUGGACACAAUCAAAAGACAUGCAACAACCCGAUACCACGUCACUAAGGAUCGAGAUGAUAAUGAUAUGUUCAAUGUUAUAUGUAGUUACUAUUUUAAUGAAUAAAUGAAUUCCUUCAAUUGGUGAGUUAGUUAGACGGCAAAGGUGUGGAAGAUGUAAACAAAAUGGACACAAUCAAAAGACGUGCAACAACCCGAUACCACGUCCUAUCACGGUUAAUUCAGUGUUCAACAAAUCAGGCUGCCAUCUAAGGAUGGCUAAGGAAAACGGGGGCUCCAUUCUAGUCCCCAAAUGCCCACUCAAUUUCAAUCUCAACUAUUUUCUCACAUCAUUUUCUAAUUUUGUUGGAUUAUCACAUCUAGAGCAGGAGGAAUCAAUGCAUAUGGAGCAUGUGACUUCGGCAGACACUGAAGAAAUCACCAUCUCCAAACUCAUUUUUAAUUUUGAGGUUCAUAGAGCCUACGACGAGAAGCAGCAACCCAUCUCCUUUGAGAAACAAUCUCACCCUAUGGUUACCAGAAGUCAAUGACGAAGUCAUAAAAUAGAUAACUUCACAGAAGGAUUGAUAACUAAAAGUCAAUAAAAAAUGCUCCAAGAUGAUGAAGACUAUUACAUCUACCCGGAUUACUCAAACUAUGAUUCACCUCAAAAGCUAGUAUCCGGACUUGAUUGCUAUAAGUCAGCACACCCAGAUGCAAAGUCGUACCCUCCUUAUCUCCAACGGGCUAUCCAUUUUCACCAUAAAUACAUUUGGGUGCUCUCAACCGUUGUAGGUGUGCCUACAACGAAUGUUAUUUGUUAACUCUUUCUCUUGUGACUUUAUCUUGUACUUUCCUUUAUCGAACUUUGUACUUGUAAUCCUUUUCUUAAUAAAUUGGAAACUGUUCCCCGGUGCUUUCCCC